This is a messenger RNA of Striga hermonthica, 480 nucleotides long. The record is from the annotation of a GenBank genome assembly. NCBI's taxonomy places the organism in Eukaryota, Viridiplantae, Streptophyta, Magnoliopsida, Lamiales, Orobanchaceae.
AUGCAGUGUUGUGUUUUGAAAGUCGACGCCCAAUGUGGUGCGUGCAAGGGCCACAUGUUCGAAAUACUAAGAUGCAUUGAAGGGGUGUACGAUGUGACAAUGGAUGCCGAAAGUAAAACAGUAAAGAUCAUGGGGCAGGUGAAUCCAAAUUACUGCAUGAAAGCUUUAGCAAGAUGUGGAAUGCACGCAGAACUCGUGUGGGCAAACCUGAGCCACCCGAAGAUGCAAAGAGACUAUCGUGAUUACAAUCGUAACUAUAGUAGUGAUGGCCGCAUUAUGUACGAUUACGGAACAGCCCAACCCUAUGGAAAUAGAAGAUUGUUGCCCGAAGGCAUGUGGCAUGAGACACCCGAUGGGUACCCCCCAGUGAUGAUGGGGAAUAACGUAUAUUCUACCAACACAUACUAUGACGAAUCUAGGCGCAAUCCUCUUAUCGACUAUUAUAAUCAGGACUCGAUGAAUUUUUGUAGCAUAUUAUGA